Apaloderma vittatum (bar-tailed trogon) is the source of this 532-nucleotide messenger RNA. RefSeq names its product integrin beta 3 binding protein (beta3-endonexin) (gene ITGB3BP). Gene Ontology annotation, biological process: regulation of DNA-templated transcription; CENP-A containing chromatin assembly. Lineage: Eukaryota; Metazoa; Chordata; Aves; Trogoniformes; Trogonidae. The transcript is spliced from 7 exons. Gene Ontology annotation, cellular component: nucleoplasm. The annotation marks the transcript as partial. The record is from RefSeq and is a predicted model, not a curated record.
AGUUAAGAGAACAUUGAAGUUGGACACUGUUAAAAAAGAUAAUCCAUACGACGCAACACCUCUGAAGACCAGAAAGAAAAAUCUGAACUCUUACUCGCCGACAACAGGAACGCGCCGAAUGAGUCCGUCUUCAUCUCCCAUGAGUCAUAACGAACGAAAUCUCACCGAUCACCCAUUGAACGGAGACGGAGCCAAGCGGACUGAUUCAAAAAGCUGGUUACCCAGAAGAGGGCAGCCUCCAGCAGAGGAGAACGCGUUCAUGGAAUUGCAGUCCAAAGUGAAAAGUUCUUUGGUGAGAAUUCUGAAAAUAAGAGCAAAUCUGACAAGCCUACAGGCUUUAGAGGGCAGUAGAGAGCUGGAAGAUAUCAUCGGUGUCUCAGACGCGUCUUGCCCCUUGAGUGCUGAGAUGCAGAAAACCCGAGUGCUAAUGAGUCAAGCAGAACUGCUGCAAAGAAACCACAGAAAACUUCCUGCCCAAGAGGACAUCCAGACUGGCACCAGCUCCGCGUUCCUGAAGUCGCUCCUCGACUGA